Messenger RNA from Bombus pyrosoma, 19625 nucleotides. RefSeq names its product high affinity cAMP-specific and IBMX-insensitive 3',5'-cyclic phosphodiesterase 8-like (gene Pde8). Gene Ontology annotation, molecular function: 3',5'-cyclic-nucleotide phosphodiesterase activity. NCBI's taxonomy places the organism in Eukaryota, Metazoa, Arthropoda, Insecta, Hymenoptera, Apidae. The record is from RefSeq and is a predicted model, not a curated record. The coding region runs from base 12880 to 15531 and encodes 883 amino acids. The transcript has 18 exons. Gene Ontology annotation, biological process: signal transduction; positive regulation of ERK1 and ERK2 cascade.
AGCAAACAAAAUAAUUUGGCUACGUGCUCAAGAAGAAGAGGGGCUGAGGCAUCCCGACCUGUGGCCUCUUCAGCUCACAUUGUCCUCGUGGAAUCGCGAACUUUAGUCAGUGGAUUCGAGGCCACCAUGCAGUCUACACAACUGGGCCUAGGUUUAUUAAAACUUCGUGCACAUCUCGGGAUACUGUGUCGCCUAACAAUGGAUCGGUCGAUCGUGGUUGAAAAAUCGUCGAUGAAAACGUGAUUCGUCUAGUCGUCCAUUAAUCAAUCCUCACUGUGUACUGUUUUCUUGUGUGCUUGUAAUGGAACUUUUAAUUUACGCAACUUUUAAAAGAUUGUGAGCAGCUUGGAGCACAAUAGGGGAAAACAAGGAAUUUAAUACAAAAUAUUUCGUCGCCGAAUAAUAAUUCUAAUUCUGGAGAAUAAAACGAUGUUUCGAAUCAGAAAGCUGAAAGCUGACAUUAAUUACUCGCGAGUGGGAACAAACAGACAGCAAUAAAUAUCGGAUGGUUGACGAGGAAUGUGCGGCCUCGAGGUCUAAAUGUCUCUGGGAAGCUUCGAGCCAAUGUUGAAACGCGAUCACGAUCGGGACCGAACUAUCGAUUGACAAACUCGAUGAUUUCUCAAUUUGAUCUACGUCCAAGCGGAUCUAUCGUUCAUUGACAGUCGUUGCUUUUCUUCGAAAUUUUUAAUUCUUAACGUGUUGUCCGAGAUUUAGAUUAAAUUCCAUCUAUCUCUUCCUCUCUUUCUCUCUCUGACUCUCAAGCAAGCAAAACGUAAAUUUUCUCGUGCACAGAUGACGUGUUUACGUGUUUAGUAACGCGACGUAAUCCUCGCGGUUACGUCGAUCAAACGUUGUUUAGGAUGGUCGAAGAAAUUACGAUCGUGAAAUAAACCGAAAUCGGGUGGAGUUUGUGACGUGAAUUUGUUGUUUGAGCGAGUUUUGGAUGUAGGAAUUUCUGGAAUUGGUGAUCUCCACAGCCUGUAGACUACAGGCUUGUGUGAUAAGAUAAAGAGAAGAAUGUCAGCGGUUGAAAGCGCGUGUCUGUGAUUCUCAAGCUGGCUUUCGUGUCGUCCGGUUCAGUGUCAGACAAAAUGACUCUUUCGGUUUGUUAGUUGGGCUACGAAUAAAGCUGGCUGAUGGUAAUUUUGAGUUUCUGUUUCGGCGUUCUCGUGCUACUAAUUUUCUUAAGCGAUAGAACUUAUUUUCCUACGUAUCGCGUAAUUUUACUCUGAAGAACUUAUCAAUUUCUUAAUCUUCCGAAUAACUUCAUCUUAGCAAUAUGUCUUUCAAAUAAUCUACAACGUUAUAUGUUAAUGCCAUAAAGACUUACACGAAAAUAUCUAUAGUAAUUUCUUAAAAUCUAUGAAUCUUUACGCCUGGUAAUUCCUUUCGAUAAGCCUAAUUUUUCUUUGUCGUACAAUGUCAUCAAAAAGGAUCUUAUCACCAUAAAGAAACUUCAUGUAAUUGCAGUUUUCAAUGAAAAAUUUAAAACCAAAGGAAUAAUUUGUGCAGUAAGAAACAUGUCUCGUGUAAUUUAGUGUCAAUCAGUGUUAAACACUUUCAAGUGCUCAAACCAUGCAAGAACUUCAUCCUUUCUAUUAUCAUGCACUCUUCAAGAAUCAUGAAAACCAAAUUCACCUUGUACACGAUUUUCAUGGUAAGUUUCAAUUGUUUUCGGUCAAUUUACAAACAUGCUGUUUUAUGUUCAAUAGUGUUGUAAAUACCUCAUGAAUAUUCAGAAUUGCCUACUCAUUCUGAUCCAGUCUCUUUCUCACUCGAUACUUCCUGUACUACCAGCACACGUACAUACGUAUGCACAUCGUUCUCGAACUUGUUCCACGGCAUUGAGGAGGAACGUUCAACCUGUUUGCAUUUCUCGAACAUGACAAAUUCUCGUUUUCGAAUUAAUUAUGCGUGUCACGAGUCACGUUUCUUGUCGUGAAUCUUUUCCCUAUCGUAAAUAUUCAUGUAUCAUAAAUAUUUGCAAAGAAAUUUUGUGUUAUCUUUGUAUGUGAAUGGAACGUUAUCUCUGUAAAUAUAACUUAAUUUGAAUAAUUGAUUUGCCAAUUUUUCAUGAUUUUUUUAGCAGUUUCAUAUCUUGGAGAAUUCGAUUCGGAUAAUUGACUUGUGAAUUUUGAUAAAUUAUGACAGUUCCAGUUCUUAGAGAAUUUACUGUGGAUAUUUGUUUGAAUAAAUUUUGUAAUUCUGGAAAAUUUGAUUUCUUGGCGAAUUUAAUUUGCAUAAUUGAUUUGGAUAAUUUUAGUAAUUCUUGACGAUUUUAUUUCUUAGGUAAUUUAAUUUGUAACUUCCCUUUAUAUACACGUAUCUUAGUAGAUCCUUCGACAAAAAAAUAUUGGAAAAAGUACUGUAACCUAACUUAUUAUAGCAGGAUUUAUAAUAGGAACUAUCUUUCUUUUUUUUUUCUAGAAUCCAGUCAAUGAACUGUGAACGAUAUGUCAAAGAGGAACAAAGAAUUGUGCACGAAGUGAGAAAUUGCUUCGAGGAUGGGUUGCAAGACUAGUAUGUUGGAAUGUAUAGAGGAUACAGGGGAGGCGGAAAAGAGAAAGCACUCGGAUAUGGUCAACCAAGGAUCUUUACUCGGUAAUUUCUCUCUUUACCCUUCAUGGAAUUUUAAUUAUGCAUCACGCUGAAAAAUUCCGAAUAUUUAGCCUUUUUAAUCAUCAGAUAUGUUAUUUAUUUCUUAUUAUUCUUUUUUUUUUAUUCUUCUAUGUCCUUUUAUAGAUAUUUUUUAUAGACUAUUAAUAUUUGAGGUAAAUUAAUUUACAACUGUUUCGUCGUAACUGUUCAAUUACUAAUAAUCGUUUCUUAAUUGUUAUUCAGAAUCGAAUUAAUGUUUCUACAGUCUUUGUAAAUAAUAAAAAUUUUUAUCUGUUUUGAAUUAUCUUUUUAACUUAUAAUCCUUCCAUUUAUUCAUUGAUAAUCAUUUUCUACUCUUGAUUAAGAAUCAAACAACUAAAUAUUUCAAUAGUAAUGCCUGCAUUGCUUUUUUACAUGAUUAAAAAAUUCUGUUACCUCUUUUCUAUAUUUAUGGUCUAUGUGCUAGAUUUUCAACUACUUUAUUGUCUUAUUCUUUCAUUAAUAUGUUCCCUAUAUUUUAACUAACAUAGGAAUCAAAUUAGCGAUACUUUUAUAGUAAUAUAGUACUUCCACUGCCAUUUUAGUUAAUCAAGAAAUUAUACCAGUUUUUCCUACUUUCCAAAUAAUAAUCUAUUUUUUGAAAAAAGCUUAGAAGUAACUAUUUUAUAUUCUCAAAAUCAAAUUAUAUAUCUAUUCGAGAAAAGACCGUUACUACAUAUCUUCAAAUUUAAAUCUAAUUUCAAUUCAAAUUACUCUUUCCUGUAAACCUAAAAGUAGCCAUUCUUACGCAUAUUCUCAAAAUCAGAAUUCUAAAUUCGAAGAAAAGAUUUCAAAGUCCAGAAUUAAUCUUAACGUUCUGCCAGAUAGAUCAGCCCAAUCAUCCCAGCAAAUAUUACGACAAAUUGAACUACUUCAACGCACAACGAUCUAUCGUGAAAUAAUCCCAAGCGGAUUACACGACACGUAUGACUACUGCGAGUUACAUUCAUAUAAUCAAAUCCUCCAUUAUUUUAUUUCUCAUAUAAUCCAAAUUUUAUCUCGUAUCUCAUAUUUUAUAUCGUUUUUUAUCUGAUCGUACAACUCUUCAACAACACGUUUGAAAGAGAAAGGAAAAGGAAGAGAAGCUAUCAUCACAUGAAUUACUCGAAUUUAUUAUCGAUCGUUAAAUCACUGAUCAGAUCUGAUAAUUCCGGAUGGCACACGCCGGGAAAGCAACCUCUUCGAUGUCGGCUCGCGUACGUUCGACGAACGAAAAUAAAUAUUGCAAUCAGCUGAGGAGUAUUGCGUUUCGCAAAGGAGCGGCACGAGAGAGUACCACGAGUGAUUCUCCUUGACCUAGUCUGUCUACGAUGUGGCCAUACACUGUAUCCUCGACUGGAGGCAAUGUUCGAGACAUGAAUUAAUUAGAGCCGCGAGGUUUCGGAAAGCAAACUACAUCCCUGGUGAAUUUUGAUGGAACGAGUCGUGAGUCAAUCUUAUUCGGGUAUUAUAAUUCUAGCGUCAUGUAACAAAUUUUAUUCGGGAAUCAUAAGUUCAAUAUCGUGUAUUAAUUACAUUCAGAAAUUCCAAUUCUAACGUUGUGGAUGAAUUUUAUUCGAGAAUCGUAACUCAAAUGUCGAGUAUUAAUUUCAGUCGAGAAACGUAAUUCUAAUCUAGCGACAACAAUUUUAUAAGGAAUUAUAAUUUUUAAUGUUACAUUUUUAUUUAGCAAUCGGAACUGUAAUAGCGUGUAUCAAUCUUAUCCAAAAAUUGUAAUUUUAAUGUCGUAUAUCAUUUUUAUUUAGAAAUUAUAAUUUCUAUGCUGUAUGGUGAUGAGCUGGAUCGUAGCUCGAUCAUGAUUAGAUCGCAUGUUUCUAAGGGGAUACAAAAUGAAUUAAUUUGGACUUUGAUACAACAUUGUCGAAAGAGAUUGAGCUUUCUUUUAGAUUUCGUCUGAUCUCGGUGUUCAGGUUUUGAGCAAAUGUUAUUUGAAAAUUCUUAUAGCGGAGGAUAACUUGUAAAGAUUUAGUACUGUAGUACUUGUUAACACUUGUUAAUACUUCUUGCUUGGAUUAGUUCUAAUUUUAGAAUCUUUGAAACAAUCCACUGUCUCUCGUUUUUAACGUUAUUAAUAGUCGAAUGGAGGGGGUGAAAUUCUUCGAGCAUCAUCAAAUAAAUACUACAUACAGUUCCCCAUUGAAUGAAUAUAAAUUUUGCUUCCCAUUUUUUACUAAGAACUUUCAAUUUUCUGUCUUGAAAAUAAGCUCUAAAACACGUGCCACGAAUAUAUUUCUCAUUCUGUGCUAUUUUUUAUUCGUUGCAAUAUAUUUAUCUGAAUUCUUUAAAUAUUUAGGUACCAUGCAAUUUAUAUAUCCUUUCCAAUUUGUAUACGUAUGACGAAUUGAUAAAAAAUAUCGAUAUCAUAUUAAAUAUUCUUUUCUCGCUUGUCAUCCACUUCCUCAUUAAAAUCCAUCCAUUUGAAUAUCCCCGAAGCAGAACACGUUACUUUGUUUGUUUGUAAGCAAAAAGCUCUAUCAUACAAGCCACAAAGGUACAAUGUCGAAACGCUAUAUUGAUUCUGUGAUAAGGAGCCACAUAUAUUUGGGACGAUGGUUACGAAUGCAAAUCAGACACAGAUAAUGCCGGAUGGAAAUUCCAUUCGGACCUUCGGGAGCGUGCAAGCAAAUUAGCUAUGUGCUAUUCAUUGUUCUGCUCUUGUCAUUGAAACUCACUAAUAAAAAAAAAAAAAGAAAAAAGAAAGGAAUAAAGCUUGUCAACCAUUGGAACGUAAACGCAACCUUUGUCUUUCUAAAAGAUCGAUCAGUAAGAGAAUUUUAAUUUGCGAUCGUAAUUUAAUAAUCUUCAAGAUAUUAAUUUAGAGUAAGACAGUAUCCAGUUACGUUUUUGGUGUAAAUGUGAUUCAAAUAUAGGAAAUUAUCAUUGGGGAAAGUGGCAGAGGAAUCAUGCAGAAAAAAGUAUUAACUUGGAAAUAUUUUACUCCUUUAGUCUGAAAGCCGAAAUAGAGGUGUAUUUUUGAAGUUUGCCUUGUAUUUUACUUAGCAUUCCAUUCUCCUAUAUUUUCAUUCAAAUACAAAACGUUAUCAUUCGGAUUCAAAUUGCUUGAAAGUGGCAGAGAAAUCUUGCAGGAAAAGAUAUUAAUUAAAAAAUAUUUUACUCUUUCAACCUGAAAACUGAAGUAGCGAAUACACUUUUGAAGCUUCUCGUUUGUUUUACUCGGCACUCUAUUUUCCUGUAUUCUUUUGAAAUAUGGGAAUUUUUAUAACAGUCUAGCGUAUUUCAAUCGAAGCAUCUGAGAUUAUAUUUGGCCACAGUGUGUACGUUUAAUGUAAGAGAAAAAUUAGAUAUAGAUUGGACAGAUAUCUGUGGCUAGGAAUAUCUCGUUUCGUACUAGAUUUAGUCUGGACUAUGUCUGAAAAAUACCUUCUUCUUAUUUGUUUAAUCGAAACGUCUUAUCUCAGUUUUCAUUUAAACGUAAGCUUCAUUGUGACCAAUCUUGUGACCAUUGUGUAAGAUAUCCAAAGAGAAAUUUCCAACGUUUUUCUUCCGUGUUAGAUUUAAUCUGAACUAUUUUCGAAAUACUUUCUCCUUAACUUUCUAAUUGACAUUUUUACUAAUACCCUUAAUUAAAAUUUACUUGAAAUCUGUACUACCAUCUUCGACUGUUUAAUUGACAUCGUUUCCAAUACUGACAUCUUCAAGCGUCAAUUUUCAUUGAACAAUCUCGUGGACAUUAUCCAAGAUAUUGAAGGAAAAAUUGUCUAAUGUUUCCGUAAAAUUUUAGUAACUUCAUUCAAACUCUAUCAGACUCUCUUCUAGAAUAUUCACAGUUUACCGACUUCAAAGGAAUAAACAUCAUCUUUAUUUCUACACAAUAGCAAUCCACUUAGCGAGCACCUUUGAUGACAAACAUUUGCUCAAACAUAGCUUUCAUUGAUCUCAAUUAUUCUACAAGCGCCAUUUUACAAACUGCACGUCCUACUCACACUUAUCAGAAAGAAAUCAAUUUCCUCGAUAUUUCAUUUCAAUCGUACAAUACUCUAAACUCUUUAACCAAUUGCCGUUAUUUAUCUAAACUAAAACAGCAGGCACAAAAAUACCAAGCAGAUAUCUUCAACAUAACAGCCAAAUACAAAUAUUAUUGGUAUCAAUGUAUCCGUGGCAACUUUGUCUCGUUAAAGUGAUGGUUUUUUAGUUACAAAAUCUCUAUACGAAACGAUGAUAUUACAGUUUAUUCAAUUACAGUCAUUGCUCGAAGCGCUUUUGCAAGAAAAAGAAAACAAUUAAGGAGCGUCUCUAAUUGCGAAAUUUUAUUCGGCCGGUCGUGUUCUUUUGAGCGUGUUCGUGUUUAACGAGUAUACACGGCUAUUGUACCACGAGUUUCUCCAACGACCCUAUCUCGUUUCUGAGGCCACUCACUCGCGCGUAGAAUUUUAACCUGCACAUUUUGGUUCCGUCGACCAGUCGUUGUCUUUGAGCCGCUUACAACGCAUCGUUCGCUAUACGCGCGCCGAUUUCUUCCCCUGGAUUUCUUGAAUUUCCUUAACUGUGACUUUCAUCUUUAGACUUUUAAGGAAACAUUUCUUCUUUUCUCCCGAAGUGUAUCGUGAGUAGUAGUAGGUGGACAUGCACAGUGUAAUUCAAAGGAUUGGAAGAUAUCGGAAGUCGCAAGGAAUUUGGCGGAGUGCACUUAUUCCCAAAUCUUUUAAUUUCGGUUUUUCCUAUUUUCGAAGCUGAUUUGAUAAACUUCUUUAAUUACCUUGGUGAUUAUGGUGAAUUGAAAUAUAAACGAUUUAAAUAUCUAUAAAAAUACGAUGUAACUGAACUCGUUAUAUAAUAGAAUUUUAUAUUUUUAUUUUGACACUGAUCUUCGUAAUCGAAAAAUUGAUCAUUUCACAAUUUGAAUAAAGUUUGAUGUUAUUGCCGAUUUUUCAAAUAUGUACCGAGCAUCAACUUAGAUUUUUGUAUACAUUUUAAUAAACAGCCAGACGACACUGUGAUUAUUUAUUUAUAAAUUCAUAUAUGGCAUCUCCUUCGAAUGACUCUUUCUUUCCAAACGAAGGACUAAAUAUUCUGGAUGACAUAUUACUUAGCAAUGGUACGUAAUUAUAUCAGUAGUUUCACUUUUAUAUUGAAAAAAGUCGUGUAAUUUUCCUUACUAGCAACGACAAAUUACGCAAUUAAGUACAGGUCAAGAAGUAACGCGAUAUUUGUUUCUCUGAUUGAAAUGUUCUUUCCUAUAUCAACUUUCUUUAGUUUCAUCGAUAGGAAGAAAACUCUUCCCUUCGAUGAAUAUCGUAAGACUCUACAUAUUGAUAUUCUUCAAUUCCAACAAACUGCGAUUAAUAGCAAUUUUAGCAUUUUUGUAAAACUUAAGGACGAGUCAAUAAGCUAGAAAAUUUAUUUCUUUGAUCAAGGUAUUCUUUCUCGUAUCGAUGCUUUUCAAUUUUCUUAAUAAAAAGAGAGUUUUAUUGUCCGAUAAAAUAUUAUGCCACUCCACACAUUCACACUUACCAUACCAAUACCAUAAAGAAGAACAUGAAUCAGGGAUCAAUUUAAUCAAUAGCUAUAAAAAUUCUCAUUACUAAUCAAGAAAAUAUGUAUACUUAUACAAUCUACAUAGUUCUCUAUGGUAUACUUUGUCGAUUUUAGUUCAAACUGAUGGCGUUUGUUUUGUCCCUACUAACUCUUGCUCACGUUGUCCAAUUAAGGCGCCCUACUUUCGAUCAAUUAUCUUUAAACUCUGAUCCAUUCGAAUCGAACGAUAAAUGCUGAAUGAUCCUGCCAUAAAAGGUGAAGAUAAGGUAUAUGUUCGACCUCGUUCACACACACCCUCUUUCGAUUUGCUCAUUUUUAUAUUAUAGAAUUGCUCCCACGAAUUUGUCAACUUUAAUUAUCCAAUUUGACGGAAUAUUUAUAGCAGUUAACUGUCAUACAAAUUUUUUAUUCAGUUAUACAAUAUAUUGAUUAUACGCUGUGCACUAUAAAGAUAUAAAUACUUGAUAAAAAAAGAUUUGGUAUUCAAGAUCAAAUGCAAGUCAUCUUGUAAUAUCUUCUAUUAUAAAAUAUUCAUAGAAACACAUAAAGAGUUCGCGAAGAAAUUUGAAACGCAUUUUACAGUAUAAUAGUAUUUGAGAGAUCAUUCCAAUGAAUUGAUUUCAUAUUAAAGAUAAAAGGAGCACGAUCGAUUAAUUGUGCAAUCUGUCAUAGCAAUAAGAUAGUUAAAAACAGUGCAUUGAAUUGUCAAUUAAUUAUUGUCAUUUAACUAUUGAUCUAUUGACCCACAGAUUUUGUCGUGGCAACUCGUUGAUAAUCUGAUUGUUAAACAAUUCUUGUUAUUGUCAAGAUAUCAACUAACUACUCGAUUAAUGAAUCAAUUCAAGAAAGUUUCGUUGCAGCAGCACAUAUAAACAUGCUAAUGUUUAAAUACUACCUGAUAUUUAAUUUUUUUGAUGCACUUUAAAUUCUUUUUCUUUUAUUUCGGGAUAACAUAUCGAGUAACUAAAGUUUAACUAAUAUAUAAUAAUGUAUUUGGUUUUUAGGGAAAACAGAAUACGAUGUUUUAAGAAGAAGAUCGUCGUUCGAAGACAUCGCUGUUGAUGACGACGAAAAUGCAGAUUGCUCAGCGUUAGUAAGUAAAUUUCUGUUAUCGUUAUUGCAUCCCGGACGUCUACAUACAUUCGAUAUUAGAUAAUUCUUUUGCCAAAUGGAAGACGUUUAAGACUGUUUUCCAAUGUUUGUUGGCUUGUUAAUUUAAAAAAUGGAAAAAUAUUAUUGAUACAGAAACUAAAUGUACUUAUCGAAUAGUGAGAUCGGCGCAACGCUUUGACGAUAGAUGACGUAUAAAGCAUUUCGCCGUAUUAAUAAUCUACAUUUACGUGUAGUGGCUCCAAUCUAAGAUAACGGCGUACAAGCAAUGUUCCACUUUGAAUUUUUCAUAAUAAACGAAAGGCAAUCGAAUCUAAUUGCUGCUUAUUACUAUCUUUCGCACGAUGCUCUAUUAUAAUUGUUAUAAUUACUUUUGCAAAAUAUAAUGUCGGCAAACAGUCAAUUUUUCUGCUUCCAAUAUUUUUUGAUGCGUAGGAGAAUGUUUUUUAAAUCAAUUAUUAAUAAUAGAAACAUACUUUUUCGUGUCAUAUAUGUUUUCGUAACGAAGACAUAAUUUACUAACGAUAGAACCAAUCGUACCGGAAACAAGUAUAUUUAUCGUUAGUCAACAAUUUGUUAAGGUAAUGACCUCUUAAAUUCCAGUGUACUUGCUUUCAUUGUAGCCAUUAGUUAUAUUUUGCAUUUCAUGUUUUUAAUUAUUUUCUACUACGUCGUUUACUUAGUUCAUAUGCAUUUCAUGCUUUAGUCGUUUCAUUUUAUAUCACGUUCCUUUCAGCUAUCUGUUUUUGUACUUUAACCUACUUUAAAUAUAUCUCACGAUGCCACUAUCGAUCGAUAUUCUUGGACUGUGCCCUUUCACCUGUGCCCACCUUUUCUCUUCUCCGUAUUUCGAUUACGAUAUAUCCCUUUAAACUGUAUUGUUUAUUUAUUAUAACACAAUAUAAUCAAAAUUUUGUAGAUUUCUAUAAAAAAAAAAGAAAAAAAAGCAGGCUACAAUUGGUUAUAUUUUUUUCACGCUAGAUUGACAACUUUCUUGGAUAAUUGUUAAAUUAGUGUUUUGUGGCCAUUAAAUUGUUUUUUUUUUUUUUUAUAUAUAUUACAAUUGCAAAGUAAUCGAUUAACUAUCAUAAAAUGCUAUUCUACUUAAAAUCUUUGGUACUCCUUAAAUUUUUCGUUGAGUGAACUUAAAUUUUGCUUUGUCUUUUUUACUGACAAUUUUUAGAUUACCGCUUUUAACUAUUCCUAUUACUUUUCCAAGUUUUUAAAUUAUAACAACUAGUGAUACAUUCAUGGGAAGACAUUCUAAGCUCUCAAACGUAUCGUAUCAUGUCAUUUUAAAUCCAUGAUCAUUUAAUACAUUACAAUAUCGCUUUACUCUUUUAACUGACAAUUUUCAAUUCAUAAGAAAAUGUUAUAAUGAACUACUGAUAUGAAAUUCAAAAGAGAACACAUGAAAUCUCAAGAUCAUGCAUAAAUAUAGGCCUCAAAAUUAUUUUUUAGUACUAUGAACUUUCUACUCUGUGCCUGCUGCCUGUAUACUACUCCAAAACAAUUCAAUAACCAUUACAACAAACAUCAAUCAUUCCAGUGUCAUUUCUAUUGACUUCUAUUCAAUCAAGUCAUCCUUCAACUAUCCCCUCCUUCCAAAUCUUAACUUUCUCAAUCCGAUCUCCACAUCCUUGAUCAUUAUCAUGAUCAGGAACAAAAAUUAUUCCUCCAAAAUCCCCUCCAAAACUUCAAAGUUUUAUUCAUUCGAUCUCCGAAAAUAGGAAAUAGAAGAAAAGGAAGAAAGUUUACGGUUAUCGUGACAAGACAAGGAGAGAGCAGGAAAAAAAGCAGAAUAAUCGAUUUGGAAACGCACGAUAUCAGCUUUUUCUUUUCUCACGAAUCACGAAGCUUUUGCUCGCUCAUCAGCAAUUAACCCUCUCUGAAAAAAGUAAUUUAAAACUGUUUCGUUUCGAACAUGUGGCAAGUUCUCAGCGUACCGUGCGGUCUCAUUAAUGUUACGUCAACUGUUUGCAUGGAAGUUUCAAAAGGGGCGGCGACGAAAAAUCAUUAUGAUAUGACCUAACCAUCCUGAAUAUUUGAUCAGUCUGUCGAGUUCUGAUUCUCGUCCGAACGAAUUAUUUAACGACAACCUAUUUCAAUUCUACACCGCGUCUUUUUCUUUCUCUUUGUAGAAACACGAUGUACGCCACUAGGCUCGAGCUUCUCCCGCUGCUUAGUCAGACAGACUGACUAUAGACAGGGUAUAAGAUACUGUCUAUAGACGGUCUAUAGACACCAAUGGCGCAGCUGAAAAAGCUGAACGAGUGGUUAUACCGGAACUGUUGUCUUGCACAAUUUUUCGUCGAAAAAUUUUAGGAAGUUCAUUCGCUCUUGUUUGCUCGCUUUAAGACGUAGAUAAUUAACGUUAUGGAGGAAUUUUUUUUUUAAUUAUUUCGAUAUUUAACUAGUCUUUUCUUUCCUAUUUCUAAUUAAAUUAAUACGUAAUAAAUUGUUAAUAAAAUGAUUUUAAGGUCGUCUGAAUGUGAUACUAAACUGAUAUUAUUUUUGUAACAAUAGAUCUUUUUUUAAAUAGAUUGUUUGUUCUGAGUUCGCGUAGUUUUGUUCGUGUUUUAGUAUUGAUUUUAAAGUUUUUGAAAUUUAUUAUAAAGUAUUGGCUGACAAUGAGAUUAUUUUCGUGACGGUAGGUUUCUUUUUUAAAAUAGAUUCUUUUCUGCGAGUCCGAACUGUUUGUUUCGUUUUAAUUUGAUUUAAUGGUAAGCGUAAGCGCUAAUGAAACAUUCAAUUAUCAGAUGGUUUAGCGAGUACGUUCGUAGCGAAGAGAUGUUUUUAAUGUUUCUGUCUGGAAAGUUUAUAAUAAAUUACUGUAAAGAAGUCUGUUUUUCAGUGGAGACUAUUUUUUAUCCUUUGGAAGCACGCCAUUCCAUAGGAACUGUUUGAAUAAAAAUCAUUCAGCCUGUACCUCGAAUUAUUUCUUGCGUUCGUUUUCGUUUCUAAAAUUAUUCAUCAGUAGAUAUUUUAAUAAGUUGGAAAGCUAGUCGUGUUUAAUCUCAUCUUUUUAAAUGGUUGAAAAAUUGCUUUUACUAUAUAUGAGUAAUCUUAUCAAGCUAUAUUAAGAAAAUUACAAUGUCAUUGAGUCUAUGAGUUUUUCAAUAGCUUAAUAAAAAUCGCAGAUAUCAUUUAUUUCCAAUCGAUCAACUGUGUUGUGUAGCUCCUUUUAUCAACUGUUUAUUCAAUCCACUAUCGAUAAUCGUACAAAGACACUCUUGGAAGAGCUUCUUUAUCGCAGAUAAAGUCGAGCUUUUGCUCCUGAUAGAGAAUGGAAAGGAUAAUCUCGAUCAACCACGAUAUUUUCGAUUCAGUAUCGCGAUGCAUGUUUUUCCGUGAAUACGUAUUUCAACAACGCUGUAAGCUAUAAACCUCGUUGAACAACAAUUUUUCUUUCCACUACAAAGUGAAUAUGUAAUUAACGAAUAAUGUAAACAACUGGAACAAUCGAUUAAUUAAACUCAAUUUUCUAUUCGUGAACUAACAAUUGUGACUCGCACGGCCUAAUUCGUAUGGGAGAUUAAUUAUGCGUAAUUAUUACUUGUCAAGUGUAUAUUGAUAGAAUAGAUCGGGUGCAUCGUUUGUGUCAAUUAACGAUUUUCUAUUACGUUCGUACUAAUGAUCGAUUUAGAAAUAAAUAAGAGGCGGUCGACGCAGAUACAGAUAUACGUCUGCGGUUCGACCGAGGACGCGAAUAUCCAUGGGACAUCUACAUGGUACAGUUGGAUCACCCGCGUACUGUGCGAUCCCUUUCGAAAGAAAUGGGACACGAACAGAGACAUAAUACACGUAAACGAAAUACCUCCGUCGCUUGUGUCGCCGACACAGAAAGGACCGCAAAAUAUCGAAGCUCAUCCGUUAACAAACAGUGUUCCUAGUCUCAUAAAAAUAUUACUGGUCUUCCCCAAAGAUGACCAACAAAUGGACGUUCUCGCCACCACUUCGAGGCGAUUGGGAUGGAGCGUGUCGGUGGCGAAAGACGCGGAAAAAGCGGUCGAAUUCUUUCAAAAUCGAGGUCACGAGCUAGUGAUCAUCGAUCAUCGGGGGCAACGCGCUGCUGAGGCCGAUACGAUUUGUAGGGCGAUUAGGUCUAGUCCCGCUUACCAUAAUUCCAUUAUUAUAGCACUUGUAAAGAAAUCGUUCCUUAUGCACGGCGAGAAAGAUAAAAUUGUGACGCUGGAUUUACUGGAGACAGGAUUCAGCAGAGCUCUAAUGGAGUGUUCCCACGAGAGACUCUUAAUAAACGAACUAGUAGGAAUUUAUGCUAGUGCACUAUUACCAAGGACACAACUGGCGGCUGCCAACGCGCUGUAUGUAGCUCUUGACAGAUGCCGCGACAUGGUACACGUGACGAACGAUAAACAUAUUGUACAGUUUGUUAAUAAAAUUAGCGAGAAGUUACUAGGCUAUAAGACCAGCGAAAUCUUGGGGAAAAGCAUCGCGGAUAUAGUGGUCUACGAUAAUUUUGUUCUAAUGGAACAACACAUAAGCAAAGGCCGGGAAUUCGAAGGGAACAUGAAUUGUAAACGAAAGAACAAUCAAAUGAUCACAAUCAGUUGCAGGGUGAUACCUUUCAGUAUUAGCUUGAAAAAACCGACUCAUUAUAUUUAUAUAUACGAUACGACGUACUUGUCAGAAAAUAUUGGCUCGCUCAGCCCGACUCCGUCACAGUCCAUGUAUUCGAGAGGAAACAUGAUUGUGUCUCAGAGAAGGACGUCUGAUAUGAAGUCUAGCGAGGGCCGCAGGCGGUCCAGUGCACACAAGUUACACAGUUUGCAAUUAGAUGCACCCAUUACAAAAGUGAUCAGCCUUCUGACUAACGCGAUCACCGAAUCUACGACCCCUGAUACAACAGCACAAAUCGAAAAGGCCAUUGAUAUUCUCAAAACUACCGAACUGUAUGUGCCAUCCCUAAGAGAAGAUACCGAUCCAGUAACAACUGAUCUCGUCGGGGCCUUGCUUGCCUCACCGAGGAAAGCGUGGGAAUCGAGAAGAUCAUCAGUUGAAUCGACGCGAGUUUCGACGUCAAAGGCUUUCGCUACGACUACUGCCUCGCGUAUGCAAAUCAAAGGUUUCAGAGGGCCUCAGGAGAUCGCGGAAAUUUUGGAAAGAUGUUUGGAAUGGAAUUUCGAUAUAUUCAAACUAGAAAUAUUAACCGAAAAAAGACCACUACUCUUUUUGGGGACGACCAUCAUGAAUCUGUACCGCGUGCCUGCCAGACUCGGUUGUGAAGAAAAGGUCGUACAGAACUGGUUAACCGUAAUCGAGAUGAAUUAUCAGAGUCGAAAUAGUUAUCAUAAUUCAACGCACGCUGCCGAUGUGUUACAAGCUACUGCUAGAUUCAUGCAGUCUGAAAGGCUGCAACAGAUCUUGGAACCUUUGGACGAGGUCGCGACUCUGGUUGCGGCUGCUGCUCACGACGUCGAUCAUCCGGGUAGAUCUAGUCAAUUUCUUUGCAACUCUGACAACAAACUAGCGAUUCUCUACAACGAUCUAUCUGUCCUUGAAUCACACCAUGCAGCACUAACCUUUAAAUUAUCACUGUCGGAUGACAAUGUGAAUAUCUUCAAAAACUUGGAAAGGGACACCUAUAAACAACUUCGUCAAACAGUGAUAGACAUGAUCCUAGCCACCGAGAUGACGAAACAUUUCGAACAUCUGGCUAAGUUCAUGAACAUUUGCAGUGCAAGGAUGAUGGACAGCCCACAAUUAGACGAUUACUCGGACACCGUGGAUAUGUCAGUUUUGACGCAGCCAGAGAAUGUAGUAUUGGUUAAAAGAAUGAUGAUCAAAUGCGCGGACGUGUCGAAUCCGACUCGACCAUUGAAGUGCUGCGUCGAAUGGGCCAGACGUAUCGCAGAAGAGUAUUUUAAUCAGACUGACGAAGAAAAAAGGAUGCAACUGCCGGUACUGAUGCCAAUGUUCGAUAGAGCAACGUGUUCGAUACCAAAAGCGCAAAUCGGUUUCGUCGAUUUCAUUAUCAACGACAUGGUCGAGGCGUGGGAUGCACUUAUCGACAUACCAGAGAUGGUGGGAUAUAUGAGGCAGAAUUACGAGAAAUGGAAAGAAUAUAACGUAAGGAACUGUUUAAUUCUUGAAUUUUACUCUUGUUUCUUGAAUUGCAUUUUUCUUCAAUCUCUAAAUUUAACCAUAUUCAAGGAAAGAAUGAAACUAUUCUUUUUUUAUCAACGUCCAAAGAAGAUGAAAGAUACAGUGCUUGAGUCUUUACUUUUGACUCUUAUACUUACUAAAAGUUUAAAAAUUUUGUAAAUGCUAAUAACAUAGUGCUUCAAUAUUAGUCUUGUGUCCCAAAUUUGACUUUUGCUUCUAGAAUCGUUUUGUAUUACUCUUCAAUUUCUUUCGCAAUUCUUUUAAAAAAAUGGAGCAAAAUUAUCACUAAUCUAAAAGCUUAAAAAAUUUUGUAACCACAAAUAGUGCUUGAAUUUGAUCACUCUUGUUCCUUGAAUUUUACUCUUGCUUCUUGAACUAUUUUGUACGAGUAUUGUUCUCCGACUUCUCUCACUAUUCUUGGAAAACUUUGCUGAACUCAGUUAUACUCGGUAAAUGAAACGAACUAUUUUAUUUAUCAAUUGUUAGAAAGUUCGAAGAUAUUAACGUCAUACAAUUAUUCUUGUAUCUUGAACUUCGCACUUGCUUCUCAAACACUCUCGUAUUAUUUUUCAACUUCUACUGCUAUUCUUUAAGGACACUAUCUAAUUAUCCAAUUAUAUUUCAAAAAGAGAACUAUUUCUUUCAUCAAUAAGUGAAAAAAUUAAAAAAAUAUUGUACCGAGUUUCUAUUUCGUUCGUAAUCAGGAUCGAGGCAUAUCAACUCUACCGGACAUCGAAAAGAUACAAGAGCACCCCGAACUUCGAAUAUACCAGCUACCUUCGUGACCCAUGGAAAUCAAUCGUCCCUCUUAUACUCUUUCGUCCGUCCCAAAAUACAAUAGCCCCGUACAAAUGAUUUGUAAAAUAUUCGUUAUAUUUAAGGAAUAGAGAUAAAUAAAUAUACGACACACGUCGUACAGUUGUAAGCCUUUUUUUAGAAAAUACAUGUAAUUCAACCAUUCUGUCUUAUUAUAUCCUUUCCUCUUCUUCUACCUACCCACUUUCGUGAAAGUCCAUCUAUUUUAGGCUCAUGACACCACGAAACGAAACGGUUCGCCGUCAUGUAAAAUAUUUCUUUCUUUACUCAUUUCUUUUCCCGUAUGACGGUAAACAUAUCCCACUAAAAUUAUUUCCAACCGUGAAACCUAAGGAACUUUGAUCAUGCUCAAAGUUCAAGUACAUAACAGAGUUUAACAAUUAUUAUUUACAUUGGACCUUUUUAACCGUAAGAUGAAUUAAUUUCUCUUAUUCUUUUCUUUUCGUUAUACAAUUAAAUCUUGAUCGUAAGCUUGAACUUAAUUUUUACAUAGUUUUCAAUACACGCCAUUUCAAUUAUUAAUGUUUUAUCGAUGAACAUUUUAAGAUUUUAUAUAUUCUCGUUUUUCAACCCUAACAUUUAAAGAAAAAAUUUUAUUACUUUUUUUAUCCUAAGGAAGGAGAAUUGAGCUUAAUUGAAAAGAACUCGCUUGUUUUUUUUUUUUUUUUUUUUUUUUUUUUUUUUUUUUUUUUUUUUUUUUUUUUUUUUUUUGAUGUCAGAUUUCACUUUAUUGUUUCUCUCAGCCAAUAAAAGGAAGUGGUAUGGGCCUAAACAGCUAGGCGAUACAGAUACUGUGUUACAUAAUUUGCGGAACGAAGAUACUAAUAUAUCGGAGUGCGUUAUAUCUUCCGUUUUUGGAUUGACAAGAAUUUCUCGCGGGUGUGGAUUAUAUGCUCUCUCUUGGACAGAAAUUUUUAUGUUCGUCUCGAUACACUUCUUGUUACAGUUACACAUAGAGAAAGUCUAGUUUUUAAUUGUACGAUGCCUAUGAGGAAAAUCUAACACUCAUAAAUAUUGUUGCCGUAAUACGUCAAGUAUAUAUAUGUGUGUGUAGAUACAUCGUGUGAUGUCGGUAUAUAUGUAUAAUAAUAAAUGUUAAUUAAUAGUAAUGGAUCUAAAGUUAAGUUUCGUAUGCUGUAACGUAAGCAGCGGGGAAAAAAUGUAGCGCUUCCGGUGAAAGCCAUUACCGUGGAAGAUAACACUGACAAAUUGAUUACAAACUCGGUUACUAAGUCACAAAAAGUAAUACAAGUGUGGGUCAUUACAAAUUACUAAUUAAUAAUAUUUAUAUUAUAUAAUAGUAAUGUGUAUACCACGCAAAUUACCUCUUAGCACCUAGAAGUAUUUCCUUUCUUUCUCUCUCUCUCUCCCUCUCUCUCUCUCUCUCGCUCGCUCGCUCGCUCGCUCGUUCUCUCUAACACACGAAUAAUCAAAGUCGUUUUAUCCAGUAUCAAAGAGACACGUUAUAACAGUAUUAUAGCCUAGUUAAUAAUCUGGGCAAAAGAGGCAGAGUUUGUAUUUUCUUCGGGCAUGAAUCUCUCUACUUUAUGAGAUGUAACGAAGAUUUGUCAGUUUCCCGUUCAGCUUUGACAUUUCUGAUCGACUUACAAAUGCCUAACACAUAAUAUUCCAGAAAAACACGAAAAUACGUUGAGAAUUAUCGAAGGUUCGAAGAGAUAUUACAUCGAUUAUCGUAAAUAUUUGGUCGAUUACGCGUUACCUAAUCGUUUAUUAAGGAUCGUUAAGCUUACUAUUUAAUAUUAUCGCUAUAAUGCCGCAUAGUAUUAAGUUUAUUUACUUAUAUAUCGAGGCGUUUUUAAUCAACUUAAAGAUUAAAAUCCAUCAAACGUACCCUGAAUUAUAUUAUUAUAAAUCUAAAUAUUUUUCCUCUCUUUUUGCCCGCUAACAAGCGCUCUCUCGCGUGCAUCCGUUUGUUUAUUUUACGCAAACAUUCUCUAUUUUAUUUGUCUCGUUGAACAAGGAGGCGUAGUUAUUGUUGUACGUAUGUAUGCACCAUUAUUCUUUUCUUAGUUGUGCCUUUAGUUCGCAAAUCAACUGCUGUCAACGAAUUAUUGUUGCUACAUGUAAAUAGUACGAUGUUAGAAUGUAUAAUCAAUUCUGCAUUGUAACGGAUUAAUCAAGAGAUUGCAAGCCUUCCAAGUAUGCGUUACUGGCACUUGUUUGCUAAGUAAGGAAGAGAUUCGCCAAAUAAUACAUACCCUAACAAGUAACAAUACACAUUAUCAAUUAUAAUAAAGAGUAUAAUCCGUAAAUAGACCGUCCUCGACAUUUAAAAACACAAAUCAUUUUUUCUUUUUUUUUUUUUGGUGACAAGAAUCGAGUUUUUAACCUCGAAGCUCGUCGGGCUUUUUCACAUUCUUCUUUUUUCGAGCCUAUUUCGAGUAACAAUUUUAAUAGCAUAAAGUUGUUCUCAUUUAGAACUCGCACACAAUAGUCUUUAUAGAAAUCAUUAUCGACGUUGAGGGGAAUUACAUACACACACACACCAGGAGAUUAGUCUCACGAGUGUCGAAUUGUCUUGACCUGCGAUAAGAAUGCAAGCUGAUCUCGAGCGAUUGUUCGUACUCGAACGAUUCCCUCGAAAUAUAUUGAAAAAUACACUUGGGUGUUUCCCUAACGCAGAGUUCGACCUCGUAUACUCCGCAUUAUACGAAACUGAAAAAUAACAAUCUCCCCCGUACCCUCCCCCCAUUACCCAUGAAAUGCAUGCGGUCGAGUGGAGUACUCUCUCUAAUCGACACGUGCACACGUUCGUUCUGAUUGUUAGAGGCAUGGAACUCCUCACCAGCAGGUAUAUACGAUUGGAAUCGCACUCCUAACGACAAGUUUGGAGAACAAGCGAACAACGAUUUGCAGCAGUAAUCAUGAGAUAUAUAACAUCAAAGGCUGACAUUGAAUAAUCAUCAGGGCGCGACAACAUUGUGCCCUUUCCGUUCAAAUCUAUUCUCACCCCGGAGGGAUAUCCAAACUUGGAAACCUACGCAAUAAAAGAAAGUUUGGAUCGUUAAAGAGAGUGGUUUCCUUUAAGGUCUCCUUGAAAUUACGGAGACAAACAGAAGAUUUCCACACAUGCAGCGUGCCAAAGUUAUUCAAAACAGUGAAUCAGAGGUUAGAUUACACGGUCUUGGAGAUCCUGCCCCUCCUCGGCAUUUAAAUAUGUUCAUCGGGUGGUAUUUCUGGACGAGAGUCAGUAAACGUCACGUGAACAUCGUGGGAGUAUCCGAAAAUUCGGUCUCGUCUUUCUCCUUCUCUCUUGCCCGUAGGCGUCUGAAACGCACCCCGAGAACGCGCCUAUUUAAGCUCCUCGCGCUUCCGCGACUGAAUCAGACAGUCAAUACUCGUAUCUCUGAACCGCGUUGUAUUUCUUCGCUCUAAGUUUUCCUCCUACGUGCGAAAAAAAGGAAAAGGUAUUCAAA